This is a messenger RNA of Cynara cardunculus var. scolymus (artichoke), 1293 nucleotides long. Its product is annotated as cyclin-U4-1. The record is from RefSeq and is a predicted model, not a curated record. Bases 390 to 1112 code for a protein of 240 amino acids. The transcript is spliced from 3 exons. Gene Ontology annotation, biological process: regulation of cyclin-dependent protein serine/threonine kinase activity. NCBI's taxonomy places the organism in Eukaryota, Viridiplantae, Streptophyta, Magnoliopsida, Asterales, Asteraceae. Gene Ontology annotation, molecular function: protein kinase binding.
UUUAUUUUGAUAUUUCCACGUUAUGAUCCAAAAGGGAACAUGGUAUACAGACGAGAUCACCGACGGCCCUACACGCAUCGGUUUCCAUGUUCUUGAAUCCACCCACCGCCUUCACCUACAUACAUUUUAUUUCCAUUGAAAUCCAUUAUUGCAACCCAACAAAUCUUUAAAAUUAUUAAAAAAGAAACCCUAAUUUUCCAUUUGAAGCGACCUAAAAGAGGACCAACUUGGAGCAUCGAGAGAGAAAGAGAAAAAGGUGAGCCAAGAAGGUAAAAUAAAAAGGGGUUUAUGCUUGCUUGAAGUAAAGGGUGUUCAUAUAUUCAUCAAUCAUCAUCAUCAUACAUACAUACAUACAUACAACAUGAUGAUGAUGAUGUGCAUUGGCAGCCAUGGAUGAUGCUUCAAGAACCUCCACUCCUUGCUUGGAUAUGGAAGGUUCAACGCUCGAAAACGACAUCCUCGGCUCAAAAUUGUACAUUAGUCUAGGCCUCAAAGGACAAAUGAACCAAAAUCCCGGAAACCCGAAAGCUCUAUCCUUUAUUUCUUCACUUCUUCAGAAAUCCGUCGAAAAGAAUGAAACAAUGUUGCAAACGACACAAACGAAAGAUGAGCUUAUCACGGUUUUUCAUGGCUCAAGAGCACCAACGCUUACUAUUCAACAAUACGUUGAUCGAAUUUUUAAGUACUCCCGUUGCAGCCCUUCCUGCUUCAUUGUUGCAUACGUAUACAUCGAUAGAUUUAUUCGAUCGGGAAAUAUUGUUGUGACGUCACUUAAUGUUCAUCGCCUUCUAAUCACGAGCGUAAUGUUAGCUGCAAAGUUCAUUGACGACGAAUUCUUCAAUAAUGCAUACUAUGCCAAAGUGGGAGGAGUUACAACAACAGAAUUGAACAGAUUGGAGAUGAAAUUUCUGUUUGGAAUCAAUUUUCGACUCUACAUAAGUCUUUCUACAUUCAAAAAGUAUUGUUUAGAGUUGAUGAACGAAGGUUCAGAAGAGACGGUUCAAAUAGAACGGCCGUUACAUGCCAACACCAUCACGAAGCUUAUGGAAUCAAAGAGAAUUAGCCGGAGAACGAUGAAUCGAGUUAUCAUCCCACAAUCGGAAUGCAUAUAAUAUGAAAUGAAUAUUUGAUAUUUUUUUGUAUAUGAUGUAAAAUUAGGGUCAUGAGUGUGAUGAAUGAUUCUUGUAUUCUUUAGAAAAUGGUUUGUAGGUAAACACUAAUGCCAUCUUUUGUGGUAGAAAAAGAGCCUACAUUCAUUAUGAAUAAGAGAUUCAACAAGUUCAGCUGGCCAAA